Galeopterus variegatus (Sunda flying lemur) is the source of this 2210-nucleotide messenger RNA. RefSeq names its product ubiquitin-like 4A (gene UBL4A). The record is from RefSeq and is a predicted model, not a curated record. Gene Ontology annotation, biological process: post-translational protein targeting to endoplasmic reticulum membrane. The coding region runs from base 1 to 441 and encodes 146 amino acids. NCBI's taxonomy places the organism in Eukaryota, Metazoa, Chordata, Mammalia, Dermoptera, Cynocephalidae. Gene Ontology annotation, molecular function: protein binding. The transcript has 4 exons.
AUGGCGGAGGCGAGCGUGCCAGAGGACGAGCUGGUGUCCACACUGAAGCAGCUGGUCUCGGAGAAGCUGAACGUCCCCGUGCGCCAGCAGCGGCUGCUGUUCAAGGGCAAGGCCCUGGCAGAUGGGAAACGACUAUCGGAUUACAGCAUUGGGCCCAAUUCCAAGCUCAACCUAGUGGUCAAACCUUUGGAGAAGGUGUUACUUGAAGAAGGCACUGCCCGGAAACUUGCCAACUCCCCACCCCCACCUGUCUGGCAGCUGAUCUCUAAAGUCUUGGCUCGCCACUUCAGUGCGGCAGAUGCCAGUAGGGUCCUGGAACAACUGCAGAGGGAUUACGAGAGGUCUCUGAGCCGCCUGACGCUGGACGACAUCGAACGCUUGGCCAGCCGCUUCCUGCACCCUGAAGUGACUGAGGCUGUGGAGAAAGGGUUCUCCAAAUAGCAUUCUCCUCCUCUGGAGGAGCCCAAGGCCAGGCCGCAGCUGCAUGUUGCAUUAAAUGUGUUCUUGUGUUGCAGUUUGGCUCAUACUACUAAUAAUAGCUGGGGUGUACCUGCCUCUUGCUAGGUGCCAAGCACCACUCAGCACUUAACCUGGGUUUGCUCCCACACCCUGCAGAAGAGGUGGGACAGCACAGCGAAGGCACCUAGCACUCAAGUGGGGGAACCAGAAUCUGAGUCCAGCCAGCUUCUAGAAGUGCCUCAGUGUGAGAAGGAGAAAGGGGCUGUUUGGAGGGAUGGGCUUUAGCAUUUCAUGUUUAGCCCACUGAGAAUAAACUCUCAAGUGACUCCCUGCCAAGCUGAAAAGGGAAGCAACUGGCCCCUGCUGUCCAGUCCUGUCACCUGACCUCUGGCGGAUCCGGCAUAGCCUUCAGCUAACCUCCACAUGAGGCCAAGUGACAGCCAUCCCUAUGUCUCCUCAGCUGCUGCAGCCAGUGUGCACUCAAGGAAGAAAAAGCAGGUUGGGGGCUGAGGAGUCAGAAAGUCACCCCAGCUCUGUGGUGUGACAUUGGGCAAGUCCCUGUGCCACCUUGAUCCCCCAACCAUUGACUGUACAGUGAGAGCCACAACUCUGACCUGAGUCAAUCUCCUUCACCCUUACCCCAGCUUAGGGUAGGGAAGCUCUGCAGGGAUCCUCUCCCUUGUGUUCAGUAAACAAACUGAAGCCAGAAGUGAAGAGAUGGCCAACCGUGGCCCACAGAUGUGGUGUCCUGGCCCUUGGUGACACAGCUCUUCUCUGGAGCACCCUGUCUGCUUGUCUCCUCCUGGAAGCAGGUGGUUCUCACCAUUAGGACUAACACGUGACUGAGCAAGGCAGUAUCAGAGCUGGGACUUGGCUUAGGCCUCUGCACCUGGACGCUUCCCGGGCCGCCUGCGUACAGGGCAUUUCACUUUGUCCACUUCUCGUUGCCUGAGAGGAAACUUCAUGGUGCCAGGGAGGGGGCAGAGGUGUGAGCUGGGUGGCACUGGUUCCUCCAAAACCCUGCCUGUGCAUGAACGCCAGAGGUCAUCUAUGCUCCUGCCCCUUGGAGGAGGGCCCAGCUCCAUCCCUCUCAAGGGAGCCGUUCUUAGUGUGAUCAGGGCUGCACCUGCUUUCCCCGCCCAAGGCCCUGCUGCCUGGGUCUUGUGGGGUGAACACUGGGUCCCCGGGCUGGAAAGAUGGACAGAGGCCCGAUGGGUGAAGGCUCUGAAGAGCAGACGACAGCUCCUGGCCCUCCCUGAAAGCUGGGGGUAUCACACAUCAGGGGCCCACUUAGUGGCAUGUGUGGUCUGGCAGCUCAGAUGACAAACUUACCAAUGCUGUCGUUUGAGUCAGGAAAUUUAUUUUGAAAAAUUGACACUAAAGGUGGAUGUGAGACUUUUAUCCAAAAGGAACUAUAUUAGCUGGGCUGUUUUUGGUUUCCAGUAUUUGGUUUAACAAUAAAAGGAAUUGGUUGAAUCAAUAAAGGAAACUUCUUGGCUUAUGAAACGGAAAAGUCCAGGGGUAUUGGCAGCAGAUAAAUAAUUUCACCAGAUACCCAGUCUCUUCUUGCCCCCCUCUACAUUCUCCAGUAUCUGCUUCAUCUCAGGCCACCACCUCCAAGGAUCUGGCUGCCUGCAGCUUCUAUGGAAUCCCUCUUCACUGCCAGGGAGGAGCACCUUCUCUCUCUCUGUAAUGUAGCUUUUGUCUCAGAUGCCCCCAGCAAAUAAAUGCCGUUGUUUCCUUGAUCAGAA